UAUUUAAGGCUGAGAGCCCAGAGGGCUGCAUCAGGCGAACACUGAGCCCUGGGCCGGCUGCUGCAGAGACACGAGAUCCUGAGGGCAGAGAUCCUCCAGCCAAGGACCAUGCUGCCAGCUACCUUCAAGUUGUGUGCUGGGAUCUCGUACAGGCACCUGCGCAACAUGACAGGUCUGCGUCGAAAGGCCGCUGUUGCCAUCAGCCAGGAGCUGAACAAGCUCGCCUUCGCUGGCACGGGCCCUGGGAAGUGGAUCAACCAGGUUCGCCGGAGGAGUUCCUUGCUCAGCUCCAGGCUGGAGGAGAGGCCCUUCAGCGAAGUGGAGAUAUCUUAUCUCAAACAGGGAGAGGAGGCCCUCCAGAAAUCCCUCAGCAUCCUUGCGGACCAAGACGGCUGGAAAACAGAGACAGCUGUGGGCAAUGGGGACCGAGUGCUGAGCAAGGUGCUGCCGGAUGUGGGGAAGGUGUUUCGCCUGGAGGUGGUUGUGGACCAGCCCCUGGACUCUCUGUAUGAUGAGUUGGUGGAAAGGAUGGAGCAGAUGGGAGACUGGAACCCCAACGUCCAGGAGGUCAAGAUUCUUCAAAAGAUUGGUAAAGACACGCUGAUCACCCACGAAACUGCUGCUGCUACACCUGGCAACAUCGUUGGACCGCGAGAUUUUGUCAGCGUCCGGUGCACUAAGAGACGUGGCUCAACGUGUGUCCUGGCUGGGAUGGCCACGAAGCAUGGGGCGAUGCCAGAACAGAAGGGAUUCGUAAGAGCUGAAAACGGGCCCACGUGCAUGAUUCUUCGUCCCCUGGCUGAAAAUCCUUCCCAGACCAAGUUAACGUGGCUUCUCAGCAUUGACCUGAAGGGGUGGCUGCCCAAAUCGAUCAUCAAUCAGGUCCUUUCCCAGACGCAGGUAGACUUUGCCAACCAUCUCCGCAAGCGCCUGGCUAGCCCAGCUCCUCCCGCAGUCGCUGUCAACUGCUAAAGUUUCGCUGCUCCCCAUAAAGAAACCUGACCCUGAGCCACAGUCACAAACUGUCACAGGCCAACAGGGCCAAAGAUAUGUGCCCCAACGUGAAAUCACCACUGUAUUAUCCAAGACCUGCUUCUAGGCUAGACUUUAGAAUGGAGCUCGUAGUAGGAGAGUUGGCCUUGGACCAGUUCUGGAUAAGCAUGUUGCUGUACUCCCUGCAGCACGAGAUCGCCAUCCACCUGGGAAGAAUGGCUCCCCGUGUACCCCCAACCCAUCAGAUCUACUGAGAGCAGGUACCUUAAAAAAGGACAGGGCCACCUCUGCUGCCUGCAGUAUCAGAAUUCUCUUGGCGCGUGGCGAAAUGUGUCCAGCUUUGUGUUCUUCUACAGUUUUUGGUAUCUUUACAGGGAAGCUACUCUCUUGCUCUAACAAGAGGGCUCUGCUUCCAUCAAGGCAGAAAGGUAGAAGAACACAUACGUGGCCAAGACUGCAAUGCAAGCCCCACUCCAUUUUCCCGCUUACUUGGUAGAUACUCCAGUAACUUUUCCUGUGAUGUAUGUGAAUAGGUAAACUAGGCCUAAAAGACCUUCACUGAGUUACAGGUUUAAAAUAUAACUGUGAAGGGCUUGUCUACACCUGGCAAUAGCCUCUAAGAGAGAUUCCAGAGGAGCUCCCCAAUAGACACUUAUUUCCCACUGAAUGCCUCUGAAGCUGGACUAAACUGCACUCAGUGGAAAAAAA
Alligator sinensis (Chinese alligator) is the source of this 1701-nucleotide messenger RNA. RefSeq names its product steroidogenic acute regulatory protein (gene STAR). The record is from RefSeq and is a predicted model, not a curated record. Bases 109 to 972 code for a protein of 287 amino acids. Gene Ontology annotation, molecular function: cholesterol transfer activity; cholesterol binding. NCBI's taxonomy places the organism in Eukaryota, Metazoa, Chordata, Crocodylia, Alligatoridae. The transcript is spliced from 7 exons. Gene Ontology annotation, cellular component: mitochondrial intermembrane space; mitochondrion. Gene Ontology annotation, biological process: regulation of steroid biosynthetic process; steroid biosynthetic process; intracellular cholesterol transport.